This is a messenger RNA of Rhizoctonia solani, 2028 nucleotides long. Its product is annotated as kinase domain protein. Gene Ontology annotation, biological process: protein phosphorylation. NCBI's taxonomy places the organism in Eukaryota, Fungi, Basidiomycota, Agaricomycetes, Cantharellales, Ceratobasidiaceae. Gene Ontology annotation, molecular function: ATP binding; protein kinase activity. The coding region runs from base 1 to 2028 and encodes 675 amino acids. The record is from RefSeq and is a predicted model, not a curated record. The transcript has 2 exons.
AUGUCCCAGUCUCGUACUCCAUCUAGAUCACGUAUCUCUGGCCAACUAUCAGGCAGUGGAACAAUUGCAUCUGAGACGCCACUACUACGUGAUGAAUUUUAUGGCCGUCGAACGCAGAUAUCGUUCACCGACUUCGGUAAGGCAUUCUUGCAAAUCGACGACUCAGACCCACUCGACGAGGCGGCAAAAAAUCUACAUGAGGCUACCAAUAUCAGGCAACUGUUAACCAUCUGUAUGGAAACCAUUCGCUCUUCGACAACCGAACGUGCCGCAAUAUAUGCCGCUUUGACCGAUUUGAUGAACGCGAUUGUGGACUCCACCCAAGCUGGUUUCAUAACUGCGGACGCCCACCCUCUCCGCUUUAGCUGCCUAACAAGCACACGUUCAGUCUCUGGGUCAAAAAGCCAACGUAAGCCGGACCUUGUGGGUGUCUCAAACGGGAAUGUUAUCACAAUGGAUACGUGCAAUUGGAACAAGAUUUCCGUUGUCUGCGAAUACAAGAUUGCUUCCCCACACGCUUGCUCCACGCAAACAACUCCUAUAAACUCCAGAUCAGGAACUCAGCCGCUACCUAGAUUCUCAGCCUCACAAUCUUUCACAGAUCCUGGACUCUCCCUAGCUGAGCUACCUGACGAACACCCUAUUAAAAUCGAAAUGAACGAAUCUGAUAUACAGCUUGGGCGGUACAUGCUAGAGAUGCGAUCUGCGCAACCAAGUCGGGCUGCAGGAUACGGACUACAAUUCAUGAAGGAUCAAGUGUCAAUUUGGUAUUCAGAUGCCGAUUCGACAAUAACAUCCGCCCCGAUCCCACUGGACUCGCCCAGUUUUGUUUGGACGAUCAUGCAUUUGGCGUGUGCAUCGGCCGAAGAAAUUGGAUACCUACCUUACUUUCUGGACGAUGCAAAUAGGGCAACGACAGAGAUCGUAGGGUCGCGACUUGUGAUUCUUGAUGUCAUCUACCAUAUCACCGAAGUGAUCUCGCUAGCCCGAGCGGUUCACGGCCGAUGCACAUGCGUGUUGGGUGUAUUGGACCCUAGUGGUGUUGAACUAGCAAUCAAGCUAAGUUGGCAAGUGGCAACACGGGUGAGCGAAGUAAACAUGCUGCAGGUCGCCCACUCGAGGAACGUGCAGGGACUUGUUGACAUAAUUGCAUCCACCGACCUACGAAAAUUAUCCCAGGGGCGGCGCUCUCGUUUACCGCCAGCAAUUCAGCGUGCUCUGCAAAUUGAGGACAGGGUUUUACGCGUCAUUGUUCUUCCGUUAUGCAUACCGCUUUAUAAAGUGCCCAACUUGAGUGACUUUAUGAAAGCCUGUAUUUCCCUUUUGGACACAAUUCACCAGCUGUACACUCGGGCCAGAAUUUUGCAUCGCGACGUGUCAGUGAAUAACCUGAUGGUGAACAAAGUCAAGCCGUCAGAAGGUGUUCUCAUUGACCUGGACCUUGGUCACGAGAUUCCGGACGACGGCAAGCAAUGUGGUCCUACAUCGUCCCACAGAACAGGUACCCUACCAUUCAUGGCACUGGACCUGUUGCAUGAUGAAUCCGAGUAUCCGCACUACCAUCGACACGAUUUGGAGUCUUUCGUAUACGUAUUCUUGUGGAUUGUUGGGAAAUAUGAUGAUGGCGUUGAAGUCAACCCACUACUUUUCCGAUCCUGGUGCGAAGGCACUUGGGAUUCUAUUAGGACCGACAAACUGUCGUUUCUUGAGUUUGAUCCAAAGUAUUCCGUUUUCUCGCCCACAUCGUUCUACGAUCAAGCUCCCAUGCGCGAACUCAUUAUACAACUCAUGGAUGUUAUUCGCGACGCUCAUGCAAAACAUAGGCAGUAUCUCGGGAGGAAGAGGCUCUCUACUGUACCUACAACGCGGGAUUCAAGUGCGGGUAACGGUUAUGCAAACGCACCGACCGGAAGAAAGCGCCAGCGGUUGGUCAAGCCGCCGGUUGACGUAUAUCCUGAAGAGCUUCCCGACUUAACCUAUUCAACCAUUCGAAAUCUCAUAGAAAAUGCGUUGGACAGUAUUGAAUAG